UAAACAACGCAUUGCUUCAUAUUAAGGGUUUACGAUUUUUAUUUAUGUUAUUAAUUAAAGCGCUUUUACUUUCUAAAAAAUUGAUUAAUCCUCAAAGACAUUAAAAUUUUAUAGUUGUAUUUUAAUUUCAUUCAUCACUUGUUAAAAAUUCACUGAAGGAAUGAGUUCUCCAAUGGAUCCUGAGUUCGAGUUUUUGAGUGACAGCGAAGUCCCGACUUAUAGUUCUUCACUACUUGCCACCUUAUAUGUGCCUGAUUCGUUGACUCCUUACACUGAUGCAGUUAAUUCUAAGAAGAAAAUUGCACGUAUUAAGCGACCUAUGAAUGCUUUCAUGGUUUGGAGCCAAAUUGAAAGGAAAAAAAUUACAGAACUUAAUCCAAAUAUGCACAAUGCUGAAAUAAGUAUACAGUUGGGAGUAAGAUGGAAAAAAUUAACAGAUGAAGAAAGAAAGCCAUUCAUUGCAGAAGCAGAAAGAUUGCGUCGACUUCAUAUCUUAGAAUACCCAGAUUAUAAAUAUAAACCUAGGAAGAAAUUAAAAUCAGCUUCUCCUGGAAGUAAAAAGAAAAAUAACAAUAAGUCUAUCCCAAAUGAUAAACAAAGUGACCUAGUUUCUUCUGCAGUAAACUCACCUAAGAGUUCUUCCAUAAUAAAUAAAAUCCCUUCUCCUUCUAAUGUAAAUAUAAAUACAUCCUCAGGUGAUUCUAAAAAUUUGGAAACAUUACUUUCUGGUAAUUUGAAAGAUGCUACAAACAAUGGCUGUAAUCAAUCUGUAUUGAAUCCUGCUGAAAAAAUGAAAUCAGAAAAGAGUUUAGAUUUAGAAAAACUAGAGCAAAAUAUUAAAAUAAAUAAACAGCCUCUGAAUUCUUUCUCCUUUUCUCAAUGUGAUACUAAGAUAACUAUUGACAGGAAACUUCGUGAAAGUUUAAAAGAAAAAAUUACUCCUCUAGAUGAAGUAAAUUGCGACAUUCAAAAUACUAAUAAAACAAUUGCUCUAGAAAAUUCUGUAUCAGGACCUGAAGAUAAUGUUAGCCCAAUAAAGAAAACACCUGAGUAUCAUAUAGAUGGGAAUUUAACAGCAGGGUCUAUAUGUUACAUGGCUCAUUCAAGCAAUGACGAAUGGUCUGAAACAUUUGACUUUUUAACUGACGCUGCUUUUCGAAAUGCAAAAGAUUCAGUAAAGGAAAUAAAAAAAUUAGCCCAAAAAUAUAAAAGAAUAAAGGCAGAAACUGAAAAGACUGAAUAUGAAUCUCCUCCUUGGAAGAUUCCAGAUUUAGAUAAACUUUUGGGUGAAUACUGGAAUGAUGCUACUAAUGAAUUUGAUGAUUUUUAGUUGUUUUAAGUUUAUACAUGGAAUUGUUUACUUAAAUUGUAUGUGGUAAUUGCAUAAAAGCCAUUCAUAAGUUUUUUUAUUGCUUUUUAUUAAAACAUAUUUUCUGGAA
This is a messenger RNA of Argiope bruennichi, 1439 nucleotides long. Its product is annotated as transcription factor SOX-2-like. The coding region runs from base 161 to 1330 and encodes 389 amino acids. The transcript has a single exon. The record is from RefSeq and is a predicted model, not a curated record. Lineage: Eukaryota; Metazoa; Arthropoda; Arachnida; Araneae; Araneidae. Gene Ontology annotation, biological process: regulation of DNA-templated transcription; cell differentiation; anatomical structure morphogenesis. Gene Ontology annotation, molecular function: RNA polymerase II cis-regulatory region sequence-specific DNA binding; DNA-binding transcription factor activity, RNA polymerase II-specific.